Molecule: messenger RNA, 572 nt
Organism: Phytophthora infestans T30-4
Lineage: Eukaryota; Oomycota; Peronosporomycetes; Peronosporales; Peronosporaceae
Exons: 2
Coding region: 36-521 (161 amino acids)
Source: RefSeq, a predicted model, not a curated record
CCAAAUUAGGGUGAAGGAUCACUCUGCGUUUGAUCAUGUGCCGGCAACGACGAGCACGAACCGCAGCGAUAGCCGUGAGUCUACUGCUCGGUGCUGUAGGAUAUGUAGCUGCCCUGCCGACUCAGACCUCCGAGACAGAAUUCCAGAUCGCGGAGGCUUUUGAGACUACUUCAAAUGAGAACGAGACGACACUCCUGGACGACGUCGUGGUGUCUGCAUCGCUAGAAAGUGAGAAGACCGUGCCACUGCCAGUGGAGACGAAGCCGCGUGACUUGAGGCCAGUCAAAGCCUCAACAACGGAGCAUCACACCGAAAGCCACUCGCUCACUCUGCCGUACGGAGGAGCGUUAGUCGCAGUCGAGGCUACAGCUCUCCUUGUCGGUGGUGCUACGAUCGCUGUGCUAGCGAUCUCGAAGAUCAAAUCGCGGGCUACGACGAUUCAGUACGACUACGACCGAGACCACAUUGACCCAAUGUUACAGUCACUACUGUACAGUGACAUGGACUAUGCUGCAAUUUAAGAGAUUAUUAGGCUGCAGGAUGCGGUUUAAGCUUGACAAUCCUGUUUCGUG